This is a messenger RNA of Aspergillus puulaauensis, 2100 nucleotides long. Its product is annotated as Zn(II)2Cys6 transcription factor. The coding region runs from base 1 to 2100 and encodes 699 amino acids. NCBI's taxonomy places the organism in Eukaryota, Fungi, Ascomycota, Eurotiomycetes, Eurotiales, Aspergillaceae. Gene Ontology annotation, biological process: regulation of DNA-templated transcription; DNA-templated transcription. Gene Ontology annotation, cellular component: nucleus. The transcript is spliced from 5 exons. Gene Ontology annotation, molecular function: DNA binding; zinc ion binding; DNA-binding transcription factor activity, RNA polymerase II-specific. The record is from RefSeq and is a predicted model, not a curated record.
AUGACCCGUAGUCGAAAUGUCCGCCUUUACCGCGCGUGCCAACGGUGUCGCCAGCGGAAGCUCAAGUGUGAUCCAACGACGUCGCCGGACGGGGCAAGGUCCUCGUGCCGGCAGUGCUGUCGAGCUGGCAAUGAAUGCAUUCUCGCUGGAUCCCGUCGGGGAGGCGAUUUCUCAAUGUUUCGACGGCCGCGACAUGGCAGCUCUACGCCAGUUGGCAGCGUCGACACAACACACGCGCCGACAGCGCAGGCUGGGUAUCACGAGAAAGCAGCAGAGAAUCCCAUCUAUGCCGAGUUGACGAACCCCGGUGAUGCGCUUCAAAUCCUUGCUCGACUGGCAGCAAACGACCAUCGUCAGAAUCCGAAUGCUCCGGCCUUCGCGGACAGGGUCUCCGCCGCAAGGCGAGAAUAUUCAGAAACUUCACUGCCGGCUAACGGUAUGACGGAUCUCAUGCAGCCGCCUGUCCCUCAAUCAACUGUAUCUGCGAUGGAAUUGCUGGUCAUCAGUGUGUUGGGUACGGAUCUGGUGGAUCAGCUGCUGCAUCGCUACGCGAUGAACUACCACACCUUCUGUCCUCUUGUCCCCAAACGUCUCCUCAGUGCCACCGAUAUGCGGAGGUUAGCCGUUGAUGAGCCGUUCCUCCUGGUAGUGGUUCUGACGAUCGCAUCAAAAGAUGAGGCUGUAUACCUGGACACCCAUCGACAUUGCUGUCAGUACCUGAAGCAGCAUUUACUGGAUAUUCUAAUAGCUGCCCCAUCUACAUUGAACGUCGGCUCGGUCGAGGGCCUCCUAUUGCUUGCCGAGUGGGUUCCUCACUUACAGAUGGACACCUCAUCGUGCUAUCCCGAGCCAUUCCAGAGGAACGUAAGUGCGGUCGAAGAUAACAUGGCCUGGUCACUGAUCGGCCAAGCCGUGAGACACUCUUAUCUCCUCCGUCUGGACAAGGCUUCAUUUCGGGAGGCAUCAACUGGAGAGCCGCAGGAACUGGAGAAUCGAAAGCGCCUGGCUUGGAUAUUUGUAUAUAUUGCCGAUCGCCAGAUCUCGGUCCGGAUGGGACAGUCCUUCUGGUCCAGAGGGCCCUCCCUCUCGACUCACUUUACGGCCAAGGACUUUCCGAGUCUGUGCCUGAGUGCAGACGCGGAACAUAACUACGCAUCGGUCCUGCAGGCCAGCAUAGAGCUCACUCAGCUUCUUCAUAAUGUGCAUGAUAUCCUGUACUCGUCUAAAGAGCGACAACUGCAGAUGGUCCGGCGAGGGGACUACAACCGCUAUCUAGAUGACUUUCGAUGCUCCCUGUCGGCAUGGCAAGGCCGGUGGGGUGAUCUAAAAGCGUCUCCCAAACUGAGUUCCACAUUGUGCAUUGUGAAGGAAUACAUUCGCUUGUAUGUCAAUGCCUUUGCCUUUCAGUCGAUUCUUUCAAGGGCAGUCCGCGAGAACCACACUAUCUCCGGUGGGACUAUGUCAGAAGCAGCAACCACCACACUGGACCCGAAGCGUCCUCUCUCUGUGUUUCCACAAGGCAUUACCUCGACUCCAGAGGGCGCAUACGUCCUUGAAGCGUUGGAUGCGUCCCGGGAGAUUCUAAUUGUCACUAGCCAAGCCAAUCCUGAAUCGCAUCUUCGUUACAUGCCGUUCCGCUUCUAUGUAUAUACUGUAUACUCCGCUGUGUUCCUAUACAAAGCGCAGGUAUUUGGGGCUCUAGGACACGCCGAAAAGAUCGAGGUAGCUUCGAUCGUGGAGGAAUAUAUCCGGGUCCUUGAACGGGCCGCGACCAACGAUUAUCACGUCGCUAGCCGGCUCGCAAGCCUGCUUAAACGGAUGUGGAUGUCUGAUACCGGCAAGAAAUAUUCGUCGCCGAUGAGAAUGGCAUCUCCCGCGGUAGACCAUUCGGGUAUGAAUAUCUUACCAGGCCACUGCGAAGCUCUCCAGAACAUCAACAUGUUCGAUCGCCAAAGUCAUCCAGAUGCUGACUUUGGAACGGGAGUUCCAGGCACUGCAAACAUGGCAACCCCGGAAUUCAAUUUAUUUUGUCCAGAGUUCUCGAGUUUAGAGUCCGAGCUGGUUGGGCUUGGUAUGGGUGCUGUAGACUUUCCAAUAUAA